UUUGUAGCUUUUUUAUUCUCUUUUUGAAUCGUUGUACAAAAAGGUGGAGUCUGAUGAACUUAGGUUUAUUGUCGGUAAAAGCAUUUUGAGCGUCACAAGAUAUGUACUUAUAUAUGAUGGAAGAAGCAAGAAUAUUCUAUAAAGACAGUACAAGAUAUGACAUCAGCCAUAGCAAAGAAAAAACAUGCUAAGUACUUCCAAAGGAUUCUCCAACUUGUGCCUAGCAGGCUGGCAAUGUUUGACAGGAGCAGAUUGACAUUUGCAUUCUUUGCUAUAUCUGGACUUGAUAUAUUGAAUUGUUUGGAUGAAAUGAGUCAUGACGAACAACUUCAAGCCAUCGAGUGGAUAUAUAGACUUCAAGUUUCCGAUAGUGGAUAUCGUUCAGGCUUUGAACCAUCUACUACUAUACCCAAGGAAGCUCCAAAUUAUCAGUGUGGUCAUCUUGCUAUGACAUAUACAGGAUUGGCUACUUUACUUAUUUUGGGUGAUGACUUAAGCCGUGUCGAUAGAAAGUCCUUGAUAAAAGGAAUAUCUGCUUGCCAAAAUCCUGAUGGAUCAUUCACAGCAACAAGAGUUGGAUGCGAAAGUGACAUGAGGUUUUUAUAUUGUGCCUGUUGUGUUUCGGCAAUUUUGGAUGAUUGGUCUGGUAUUAAUAAACAGAAGGCCAUCGAUUACAUAUUGAAAAGCAUUUCGUACGAUGGAGCCAUGGGUCAAGGUCCAGGACUCGAAUCCCAUGGAGGAUCAACAUUCUGUGCAGUCGCUAGUUUAUUUCUUAUGGGAGAGCUACACAACGUUUUAUCCAAAGAACAGCUGAAUCGUUUAAGGCACUGGUGUCUUAUGAGACAAGACGGUGGUUUCCAAGGCAGGCCUGGAAAACCUGCAGAUACCUGUUAUAGUUUUUGGAUUGGUGCUACCUUGCAACUGCUGGGUGUUAGUCAUUUAUCUGAUCCUGAAUGUAAUAGAAAGUUUGUCCUGACAACUCAAAACACCUUAAUAGGUGGUUUUGCGAAAUUCGAAAUUUCACAAGCAGAUACGGAUCCUCUGCACACAUACUUGGGUUUAUCUGGCCUAAGUCUCUUAGGAGAAGCCGAUUUACAAGCGAUGAAUGCCGCCCUCAACAUCUCCCAAAGAGCUUACAAUCGAUUACAAGACAUCCACAAACGAUGGCGAAGCAAGUCGGAGCAUUCAUAACUAUACAAUUUUAAUUAAAUCAUAUUAUUAAUUAUGAAACGCACAUAACAGGGUAAAUUGGUAGAAACAAGAUCAUUAUCCUGUGAAAAAGUAAACCUAUCGUUUUGCGGUAACGCGUUAUUGAUAUCACGCGAUAAUUAUAUUCUACAUUCGUCAAUUAACGGUGAAACAAGAACACAAAAACAAAGACAGCGAAUGUUUACGAAUUACUUUUUUCGACAAGUUUUUAAGUCUUUUACGUUAUUCGUUGAGAUUUCCAUAUCGAUCGCAGAAAACACGCGCCCGUGCCUAUUCCAUUAGAGAUGCGAUUACUGUAAGAUCUAAAUAAACACAAAAAAUCAA
This is a messenger RNA of Cephus cinctus (wheat stem sawfly), 1533 nucleotides long. RefSeq names its product geranylgeranyl transferase type-1 subunit beta (gene betaggt-I). Gene Ontology annotation, molecular function: CAAX-protein geranylgeranyltransferase activity. NCBI's taxonomy places the organism in Eukaryota, Metazoa, Arthropoda, Insecta, Hymenoptera, Cephidae. The transcript has 4 exons. The coding region runs from base 157 to 1191 and encodes 344 amino acids. Gene Ontology annotation, biological process: protein geranylgeranylation. Gene Ontology annotation, cellular component: CAAX-protein geranylgeranyltransferase complex. The record is from RefSeq and is a predicted model, not a curated record.